AUGUCAUGCAGUGUGAUCUGCGAGGUUAGCGGGCUGUCAUCAGGCUACGGUUUCCCGUGUGUUGCUGGCAGUUGUUCAAGCUCUCAACCGAAAAGCAAGCCAGACAUAUAUUGGCCGGAUGAGCAGGAAGCGCGAGGAUCAGCCUCUGCCCACGAUUCGCGUGCCUUCAAAACGUCGGAGCUUUACGAACAGCUGAAAAAUAAGGACCUCAGUGGUGUUCUCAUAGGGGACUCAGCCUAUGGAGCUGAGGUAUUCUUGCUGAAGCCCUUGAACACCACAAAAAAUGUGAAAGAAGAGCGUUACAACAGAGCUGUAUGCUCCGCUCGCGCGCGUGUCGAGCGGGCCUUUGCAGUUCUGAAGCGGCAAUUCCACAUCUUACAUGGAGAGUGCAGGUACUCUCCAGAUAGAGCCGCUCAAAUAGUAGUAGCAUGCUGCGUGUUACGAAACAUAGCGAUAGGACAGAACGAAUCCAGCGAUUAUGAUGGGGCGGUCCGCCAGGACGGCGAGGUUCCGUCAGAUUCUUUAGUUGAAACUCCUAGCCGAGUGCAGUUUCCUUUAGAACAGUAUCAUAGAACGCUACUUUAA
Ostertagia ostertagi is the source of this 585-nucleotide messenger RNA. The record is from the annotation of a GenBank genome assembly. NCBI's taxonomy places the organism in Eukaryota, Metazoa, Nematoda, Chromadorea, Rhabditida, Trichostrongylidae.